This is a messenger RNA of Macroventuria anomochaeta, 2205 nucleotides long. Its product is annotated as FAD-binding domain-containing protein. Bases 238 to 1719 code for a protein of 493 amino acids. NCBI's taxonomy places the organism in Eukaryota, Fungi, Ascomycota, Dothideomycetes, Pleosporales, Didymellaceae. Gene Ontology annotation, molecular function: FAD binding. The transcript is spliced from 3 exons. The record is from RefSeq and is a predicted model, not a curated record.
UGCAGUUCGAGGCCACCUUUGGCAGCUCUUUCGUACGAGUAUAUGAAUCUUCACGAAAAAGAUCCCAUCGUCAAAAUAGCCGUGUCGCAUAUGCGCCAUGCAUGCAGAUGGUGAGACGGCAAUGCAUGGGUAAAUGGGGGGUACGACCAAUGUUGAAGACCUCAUCCGGACCUUUACACGGACAAGCACCUUUCCAAACCAAAGUUUCCAAAGCUUUCGAACCUAAUAUCCAUUGCAAUGGCCUACUUAAGCAUAAGGUGGUUUCUGAUCACGCUUGCUGUGCUCACUCCAGUCUUAUUGAGUCUCCGACUCGGCCAUGAUAGGUCGUUCGCAGCGUCCUUCCAUGAUGGAGCGUCGAUGCUCUAUCCAGACUCGGUAGACCUGAAGGAAUUUGAAGACGCAAGCUUGCGUUGGAGUGCAGCUGAUUCACCGACGUACAUUAUGAUCGUUCGGGUUGCGACAGAAGUAGAGGUACAAAGGACGAUUCUUUAUGCAAAUCGAAAGCGGACACCUUUCCUUGCUAUCUCAGGCGGUCAUGGACAAACCUCAACAGUCGGAAAGGUGAAGAACGGUAUCGGCAUUCAUCUUGGUCGCAUGAGUUCAAUGUACAUUGAUACCGACGGCCAGUCGGUUGUGAUCCAAGGUGGUGUGCGAAAUGGAGCUCUGAUCUCGUAUCUGUGGGCUCAUGGAAAGCAGACGAUGACUACAGGCUGUGAUUGUGUUGGCUAUAUCGCACCGAUCUUGGGCGGUGGACACGGUUGGUUGCAAGGCCGCUAUGGACUUGCGGCCGACCAGCUCAUUUCUGCUCGUCUUGUACUCGCGAACGGAACUGCAAUCGAGGUAUCGCAGGUGCGUAAUCCGGAUUUGUUUUGGGCGAUUCGAGGUGCUGGUCAUAACUUUGGCAUUGUGACUUCGGCCAGGCUAAAGAUAUACGAUGUCGAACCCAGCCAGAAACAGUGGGCCGCCAGUAGCUUCGUCUUCACGCACGACAAGCUGGAAUCUCUUUUUGCGAUGGCGAACAACAUUCUCGAUAGCCCGAACCGACCAGUUGGGAUGGUACACUACCUCGUGUUUGCGUUCAAUCCGGACGUUGAUCCAAAUCACCCCAUCAUUGUUGUGUGGAUAUACUACCAGGCCGCUUCAAUUCCGUUUCAGUAUACUCGUCCGCUCUAUGCGCUCUCUCCUGUCGCGGUUGAGUCCAGCACCACCGAUCUCGCGGGUGUGAAUGCACAUCUGUACGCCACGGACGACGGAGUCGCGUGUGCGAAAGGAUUUUCGCGAAAAUUGGCACCGGUGUCACUACAGAGAUACGACAUUGGUUCUAUUCGCAAGGCUUUCGACGUAUUUGCUGGCGUCCCAUCCUCGUUCCAUAACUCUGUCAUGUUUGCCGAAGGCUACGCCACGAAUCGCGUCGAAGAGAUUGAUGCAAACAGUACUGCGUUCCCGGAUCGAGCUGGUAAACUGCUUUUAUCGCCGAUCCUGACAUAUCUACCAAACGCGAGUCUUGAUGCCAUUGCAGAAGACAUCAGUAACAGAAUACGAGACGCACUACUAGAAGGUAGCAGUUCGAAGCUGGUGUCGUAUGUCAACUACGCUCGUGGCGAUGAGAGCAUGGAAGCCAUAUAUGGGUACGAGCCCUGGAGGUUAGAGAAGCUUCGGAGGCUGAAGAAGGAGUACGAUCCCUUCGGACGGUUCAACUACUACGCACCAAUCUCCUAGUUGCCGAGGCGAGAAGAGGUGCGCAUUCUCGAGACCGUCUAACUUAACAGAGCUCGCAUGGUCAUAUGGAUUCGAACUUGCAGGACAUAUCGGUGCCUUCUGCACGAGGUAUUGAUAGACCAUAUCACGAAGCUCGCGAUGAAGGCAUUCCUGUGGUUGAUCGAGGAGGUCACGGGGCUUGGCUGCUAUAUGAGUGUUGAAAUAAUAUUGAACAGUCGUACAGGGUACCUUUGCUAUUUCCCCGAGCAAUUUAUCCUUCUCAUCGAGUUUGUUGGAUUGUAUUUCGAUGUUUGGUGACCGAUACUGGAGGUCAUCUUCGAGAUAUCCCCGAGCAUCCACGAUUUCAUCGAGCUUUUCUUCAAGGGUCGCUAGUUGGGUCAAAGACCUGUGAUCUCGUCAGGACAACACCGGCCACCAUGUUAUAAUAUAUCUUAUUCUUUUAGGAGUUCAUGCUCCGAAUCACGCACUUCUUUAAACAAAUUUGUC